Caenorhabditis sp. 36 PRJEB53466 is the source of this 1934-nucleotide messenger RNA. The record is from the annotation of a GenBank genome assembly. Lineage: Eukaryota; Metazoa; Nematoda; Chromadorea; Rhabditida; Rhabditidae.
AUGUGCGUUACUCGCCCAACCUCAAGAACAACACGGAGGUCUCCGAAGUGGAAAGAAAUGCUGAUAUCUGACGUCUUGCUUUCAGUUCUAGACGUACUGACCCAUUUUGCAAUGAAUCCACUUCGACUGGCACUUGGAGCAAAUUAGCUUAUUCGAACUACCGAUCCACUGUUUUCGAAGUAAUUGUUACAAGUUUUUAUUAUUUUGAAUGAAAUAGUUUAGAACCGAGUGCAUGUCUGGGUGCUUCCGCUCAGUAUUUCUCAGUCAAAGUACGGCGGCCGUCGAACUCCCUCUUCUGCAUGCACCAUCAUCACCGUUCAGAUAGCCUAUGAUUUCAUGACGUUUGUUUUUUUGAAUCAUGGGUCUGCUGGAAGCAUAAUUUUUAGCCAAGCCAUCCGUCUUCCGCCGGUAAAACCACAACUUCCGCAGAACCUUUCUCUGUCAGUGUUGGAAGUGCUCGUGAACGCCAUCGUCGACGGAAAUGACACUCACGAGAGAGCAAUGUCGGCUCGGAAACGUGGAUUCAGUGGGUGCUUGAAGAAAAAGACGCUUGACGAAGGGAUCGCCUCCGACAAUUCCUCGGUGUUCCAGUUGCUGAAACGUCCGCAACGAGACACAUUCACAGUGCCGGAAGCCAUUCAGGUUCAGAGACCAGAGAUGCACGAGGUGGACUACAGAUGCUACACGGGAGAUUUCAUCAGUAACUUGGUCACCGCAAUGACUAUGGCAAUCAGCAGGUGCUGAGACCACCACUCCUAUUGCUAACCCGGUUGGCUAAGCAACCGAGCUCCGCUGCAAUCAGUACUCACUUUUUUCGUUCCCGCCGAUGAAAAAAAAAUUCGAUGAAAAUUCAAGCAAAAUCAGAAAAAUGCAUUUCGAGACAAAAACGUAAAAAAAACGAAAUGCUGCAGCGGUGCGCGUUUGCAAACGGGUUAGCUAUAUGUGACAUCAAAAUAUGGGGUGACUGGAGGUUUUAGGGGUAUAUAUGGGGAAUCUAGGGGUUCGGCUUUACCUCAUUUUGAGUUCUAUGUAACACUGCGGUUCCCACGCAUGAUCUGUCUUUGGUGCUACUCAAUCCGUUGCUUUAUACCGUUCAAUCCCCCCUUUUUUGCAGCCCGUAUCUGUGCAAGCUUCCCCGUCUCUCGAUCGGUGUUCUCGCCUUCGAAAGAGCCAUGUGCUUUAUCUACGAUCGUCCGACUCAUUCGAUCCUUCUUCUCGACACUCAUAUGCACUUCAAAGGACGAGCGGGAAGUGUGCUCUGCGUGGCUUCGUUCGAUGAUAUCACUGAUUUCAUCGUGGGAGUCACGAAGCUUGUGUUCCAUGAAGUUUUUAAAACUUCAGACUUUUCCGGGGUGCCUUCUCAGUGUUAAAAAAUUCCACAAAAACGAUAUAAUUGCAGCAAUUCGAGAUCACUUGUUUGAUGUUGACGAGUCUCAUGAACAAAGUGCACAGAGGAUGCAUAUUUCAACCGAUAAAGACGAGCCAAUUGAGACUGUCUCCGUCAGCUUUUCCCGUCAAAAUCAAAACAGAGUAAGACAUUUUUUUUUUAUGUAAAAUACUUUUGAAAUGUAAUAGGUGGUACAAGUAUUAAAUCGUAGCCCGCUUGGCUAAGCAAACGCGUUCCGCUGCACUCAGUACUUCGCAUUUUCAUGUUUGUCUCUAUUUGCAUUUUUUUAUUUUGCUUGAAAUUUCAUCGAAAAUGCUCGUUCUUUCCACCAUUUGAACUUUAGGGGGAAGAUUCUAGAAGAUUAUCUAGACGUCUAAACUCGUCCUAUUCCAGGACGCAAAAUUCCACAAUCGCCCCCACCAGCGAUAGGCCGCGAUUCUAGAAUAUUAACGUAAUAUCCAACUGAUAAGCUGUUUUCAGGAAACUGAUCUGCCUCGGUCACACUUUCGAAGAAGAGGAAGAAGACAGUGGAUAUGGAAGUGCCUAG